GGUUUACCUUGUUUUUUUUGUCGGUAAAAUGAUAGUAACUCGGUAGGAAACUGCCAUAGAACUAAACCGCCUCAGCAGUACAAAGCUUAUACGAGGCCUGCUGUAUAUAGACAGAUAGAAGAUACCAGAGCAUAUAAUACAAAAUGGACCGAUAACGGAUGGAAAUAAAACGUAUUAUGGAAGAAACUACGGCAAAAACUAUUUCGCAUUGUUCGGUGCGGGUGAUGCUACCUCUGUUUAUAGCUAUGUUAAUGUUUGCUGCUGUUAUACUGCUAUCGCAGAUGGACACUUUGCGUGGAAAUGAAUGGGGGAGACCAGCGUUCAUGACUAAAAAGAUACGAAGUGAACGAAACCUUCACACAAAAGACAUAACACAAACCCAUAAUAAGACAGACAAAAUACAACAGCAGGCGGGCCUGGCACUGUCUGUGCUUAAGCGGGAACGAGCAGCAUGGCACAAGCAGGAAGCGGUAUACGAGGGCAUGAUAACCCAGCUGCUGCGUCAGAACCAACUGCUGCAGACCAAGCUGAACGAUACAGUGCAAAAGUUGAGACCAUGUGUAGAUCAACUGCGGCAAUUGAAACGAGAGUCAAGAAAGAAAGAAGAAAGGGAGAUUAAACAUAGAGACGAAAACAAUCGGGAAGAAGCAACUAAAAUCAACACCAAAAACCACAACAGUUCUGACGACAAAUCAGAACAAGAAGCACCAGAAAGCAAUAGCAACAAAACAGGACUACAAACAACAGAAAACAUAAAAAGCAACAACAACAAACCUGACAAUAAUACGGGACAAGACACAUCGCAAGUCAACAACAACAAAGGCCCCGGUGGCAAAAAAGAACCAGUAACAACAGAAAUCAACAACAACAACAAUCCUGGUGACAAAACAGAAGCGUUAGAAAACUCAACCAAGGUGGCCGAUGAAACAGAGCGGAGCGAACUGUCAGUCGUUCAAAAGAUAAAGGUGGCAUUAGGUAAAGAAAUAGUGGUUAAGAAACCUUUGGACAAAGCCGUUGAACAUUUUGUCAAGCCGGAUUUGAAUUCAACCAUAACAGAAAGUAAUAAAUCUAUACUCGGAAACGAAGAUAGAACAGACACUAAUCUUGCUGAAGGUAACAUGUACAAGGAAGUUCAAGAUCUUGACACAACCACUAUUGCACUUACAGCCAGUGCGAUAAUGCUAGAAAAUACGAAUGAUACAAAGAUACAAGAUGACAAUACUAGCCAAAAGAAACAUUUAAAUAAAAACGAAGUUGAGCUCCCAUAGCGAGAUUUACCGCUGUGAGAUAAAGUUUAUAGUAUACAAAUUGUGCAACGUCAAAUGGGUAAUAUAGUUCAUAUUUACAGUAUUCUUGCCAACAUAAAAAUUGUUAAGACUUUUUACAGUUUUAUAUGGGGCCAGUUGCUAUGGUGUCAUCGAAAUGUGUGAAUCACUGCCACAACGGGUAGUCCACCUUAUUUUACCUAUGCAGACAAUAAAGUUUCGAUUUGUUUAUUGCACUUCAAAAUUACACCUUUAAAAAGG
Molecule: messenger RNA, 1526 nt
Organism: Ciona intestinalis (vase tunicate)
Lineage: Eukaryota; Metazoa; Chordata; Ascidiacea; Phlebobranchia; Cionidae
Source: RefSeq, a predicted model, not a curated record